GACAUUCAUUCCACCAGCAGUGUGCAUCUCCCGUGCUUCUCCAAAUCGAUGCUGUUCACCAAAACGCAAAAGCAGCAUUACGCACGGCGGUGUGAUCUCGGAAGAAUGUCUUUACUGGUGGAUUGUGAACUCUUGUUCUCCUCACCUUUGUGAUAUAAGUAUGUUUAUAUUCGGGCGGUGUGCGCGACGGGACUAUCUGGAGUACCUGUGAUGAAGGCUUUACUAUUUGAGGAGGUACGUUUGUGCAUGUGUAGUGUUUUCAGUGAGCUACACUCUGUUUGCACUGACAAGGAGUAUUACGCACGACGUAUCCCCGUGCGUUAGUGGCAGGCAGCUCAGCGCACCCAGUCGUUGCUGUUCUUGGGAAGUAGAAGGGUGCAAAACAACAACAUGGUACGAAAGGACAAACUGGAGCCAGCAUGGAUUUAACCCAGUUAAAUCAGUUAGUGGAAAACGUUUCCAACGAUGAGAACACAACGGACGCACCGCUUGCCUUGCCACACACUCAGGCAGCCACUGCGCUCAUCAUCCUGGUGGUUUCUGUGAUCAUUUCGGUGACCAUUGUCGGUAAUGUGUUGGUGAUUGUGGCGGUGCUGACCAGCCGGGCUCUCCGUGCGCCUCAGAACCUUUUCCUGGUGUCUCUGGCAUCGGCGGACAUCCUGGUGGCCACGCUGGUCAUCCCCUUCUCUCUCGCCAACGAGGUUAUGGGCUACUGGUACUUUGGAAGCACUUGGUGCGCCUUCUAUUUGGCUCUGGAUGUGUUGUUCUGCACCUCAUCCAUCGUGCACCUGUGCGCCAUCAGCCUGGACCGCUACUGGUCAGUCACAAAGGCGGUCAGCUACAACCUGAAGCGGACACCUAAGCGCAUCAAGUCCAUGAUUGCUGUAGUUUGGUUAAUAUCUGCUAUCAUCUCCUUUCCUCCUCUUCUCAUGACCAAACAUGACGAACGGGAGUGUGAACUGAACGAUGAGACCUGGUACAUCCUCUCUUCCUGCCUGGUGUCCUUCUUCGCUCCGGGUCUCAUCAUGAUUCUGGUUUACUGUAAGAUCUAUAAAGUGGCCAAGCAGCGCUCCUCCACCGUGUUCGUGGCCAAGAACGGCCUGGAGAGGCAGCCCUCUCAGUCAGAGACCUGUUUCGUCAGGAAGGACCGGUUUGAGAUGGAGAGCCCCAGUAGCCAAAGCUCGGGCAGCCACCAGCAAAGGCAGGGGGAGCUGGAUGACAUCGACCUGGAGGAGAGCUGCUGUGCGUCGGAUACUAAACCCCGCAAUCAUCGCUUCACCAAGCGGAGGAAGGUGGAGGGGUCGGACUGCUGCCCGCCUCAGAACUGCCGUCUCUCGUGGGCUUCGGCCCGGGCGUCGCAGCUCUACCCGCAGCAGAAGAACCCAGCUGAGCGACAACAGCUGGCCGCGGCCAACAAGACCAAAGUGGCCCAGAUGCGGGAGAAGCGUUUCACCUUCGUGUUGGCGGUGGUGAUGGGGGUGUUUGUGCUUUGCUGGUUCCCCUUCUUCUUCACUUACAGCCUGCAUGCGAUCUGCAGAGACAGCUGCUACAUCCCAAGAGCACUUUUCAACCUUUUCUUUUGGAUUGGCUACUGCAACAGUUCCGUGAACCCCAUAAUAUACACUAUUUUCAACAGGGAUUUCAGAAAAGCCUUCAAGAAAAUCGUAUGCAGAACUCCUAAACGAACAUAAACAUUGAAAGGGACACAUCUAUCAACAGUGCUGGGAAGUAAUAGGCCUAUUAGUAGAACUCAUUCUUCUUGGCAAUUUCCCCUGCCCAAAUCAUUUCAAUGUAACUGUUAUCAUAUUGAAAAAAAAAAAGAUCUAGUCUUGUGUACACAUUUAAAUGUCUAUGAAUAAAAUGUAAAGUGGAGCAAAACAAAAGACAAA
Molecule: messenger RNA, 1889 nt
Organism: Seriola dumerili (greater amberjack)
Lineage: Eukaryota; Metazoa; Chordata; Actinopteri; Carangiformes; Carangidae
Gene: adra2db
Product: alpha-2Db adrenergic receptor-like
Exons: 1
Coding region: 420-1691 (423 amino acids)
Biological process (GO): adenylate cyclase-activating adrenergic receptor signaling pathway
Cellular component (GO): membrane
Molecular function (GO): adrenergic receptor activity
Source: RefSeq, a predicted model, not a curated record